AUGUCACUAUCUGUAUUCAUGGAUCUGGCAAAGAUAGCAGCAAUUGGAAAGUCGUCGCUCGCGCUCAAAGCGGCGGCGAUAGCCUUCAUGCCCAUCACAACUGUGGCGCUAUGGCUCCGUAUCUACGUAAGAGUAUUCAUCGUCAAGGGAUUCGGACUUGAUGACAUGUGUUUGAUUGUCGCACAUGUCAUGUUCUUAACAUUUUGUGUGAUGGCGAUACAGUUGAUUGGUCUUGAGCAUGAUCCAUCAACGAUCGCAGCUGUCACCACAGGAAGUUUUCAGGAUGCGAUUGAGGUGAUAGAGAAAAUCUACACAAGCUCAGUCUUGUUCACAAUCUUCUACGUCUUCUCCAUCAUCUUUGUCAAGAUCUCGCUCGCCUUUUUCUAUCUUCGCAUCAUCGUCGCAAGAUGGCAGAGAAUUGUCAUCUACCUUACGGUAACGACGAUGACUCUGUAUGGCCUUACAUAUUCAUUCACAUACCUUUUUCGUUGUGGCUCGGACAUACAUCACCAACUUGUCUACAGAGCAGCAGGGAAAUGCCUCCCGGAUCACACAUUGUUGAUCAUGACAUAUGCUUUUGGAGCCCUGGACGCGUUGACUGACUUCAUCUACGCCUUCCUCCCAAUCUACGUGUUGUGGAAUUCAAAUAUGCCAAUUGGCAUGAAGUUUACAGCAGGCUUCCUACUCUGCAUCGGAUCUGUCAGCUCCAUUUGCGCUCUGAUCCGCGUUGCGACACUUUCAAAUCUCAAACUGGACAUUGACUUUUUCAAGCAAGCGGUGCAGACGGGGCUGUGGAGUAUCAUCGAGCCUGGUCUUGCGAUUGUGGCUACAUCACUGGCAGCUUGCAGACCACUCUGGAGAAAAGUGUUCGAGGAUACCAGCACCGGCUCUUUCAUCAAGAAUACUUUCAUGUUCCGAUGGUCUGGAUCAAAGAAAAACGGUGUAUCAUCGAGCAGCAGUCGCUCUACCGAGAAGCCUGUCAACAGACCAAAUGGUCUUGGAUUCGUCGAACGAGUGGAGGCGAAUAAAGGGUUCAAGAAAUUCAACGAUGAUGAGUACGGCGUGUCCACAGCAAGUGUCGCAGUCGGUGACGAACGAGAAGUGCUGGAGCUGCAAGAUUUGGGCAGAUUGGAAGCGCAAGAAGAUUUCCAUGAUGGAGAUGAGAGCGACAGGAAGUCGUUGGUCAGGGCGUCGAUGACACCGAGUGAAGGACGAAGCAGGUCAAAGAUCUUCAAGACGAGGGAUGUUCGAGUGGAAGUGAGAAAUGCUCCAUGA
Aureobasidium subglaciale EXF-2481 is the source of this 1275-nucleotide messenger RNA. RefSeq lists its product as uncharacterized. The transcript is spliced from 3 exons. The record is from RefSeq and is a predicted model, not a curated record. Lineage: Eukaryota; Fungi; Ascomycota; Dothideomycetes; Dothideales; Saccotheciaceae. Bases 1 to 1275 code for a protein of 424 amino acids.